AUGGCUGCCGUUGCCAUGACACCCAACCCUGUGCAGACCCUUCGAGAGGAGGCGGUGUGCGCCAUCUGCCUCGAUUACUUCACAGACCCCGUGUCCAUCGGCUGCGGGCACAACUUCUGCCGAGUGUGUGUGACCCAGUUGUGGGGCGGGGAGGAUGAAGAGGACAGAGACGAGUUGGAUCGGGAGGAGGAGGAAGAAGAGGAGGAUGGAGAUGAGGAGGAAGUGGAGGCAGUGGGGGCUGGCGGGGGGUGGGACACCCCUAUGCGGGACGAAGACUAUGAGGGCGACUGGACCAAUGGCAUGGGCGGGUCUAACUGGGACAACUUGGACUAUGUAUGGGAAGAAGAGGACGAAGAAGAAGACCUGGAUUACUAUUUCGAGGAAAUGGAGGAGGAUCUGGAUUACUAUUUCGAGGAUAUGGAGGAAGACCUGGGAGGGGAGGAUGAAGAGGAUGAAGAAGAAGUGCUGGAAGAGGACGAGGAAGAGGAGCGAGAUCCCGUCACCCCACUGCCACCGCCUCCUGCCCCUCGGAGGUGCUUCACCUGUCCGCAGUGCCGAAAGAGCUUUCCCCGUCGGAGCUUUCGCCCCAACCUGCAGCUGGCCAACAUGGUCCAAGUGAUUCGGCAGAUGCACCCAGCCCCUGGUAGAGCGAGCCGUGGGAAUGAGCAAGGCAUCUGCCCCAAACACCAAGAAGCUCUGAAACUCUUCUGUGAAGUGGAUGAAGAGGCCAUCUGUGUAGUGUGUCGAGAAUCCAGGAGCCACAAACAGCACAGUGUGGUGCCUUUGGAGGAGGUGGUGCAGGAGUACAAGGCCAAACUACAGGGCCACUUGGAACCACUGAGGAAGCACUUGGAGUCUGUGCAGAAGAUGAAGGCCAAGGAGGAGAGGCGGGUAACUGAACUAAAGAGCCAGAUGAAGUCAGAGCUGGCAGCUGUAGCCUCCGAGUUUGGGCGGCUGACACGGUUUCUGGCUGAAGAGCAGGCAGGUCUGGAGAGGCGGCUCCGAGAGAUGUAUGAAGCUCAGCUGGGGCAGGCAGGAGCAGCAGCCUGUCGCCUCUCAGAGCAGGCUGCCCAGCUGAACCGCCUUCUGGAGGAAGCCCAGGAGCGGAGCCAGCAGGGGGGCCUGCGGCUACUCCAGGACAUCAAGGAGACUUUCAAUAGGUGUGAAGAAGUGCAGCUGCAGCUCCCAGAGGCCUGGUCCCCUGACCCGUGCCAACCCCACAGCCAUGACUUCCUGACAGAUGCCAUUGUGAGGAAAAUGAGCCGGAUGUUCUGUCAGGCUGCUCGAGUGGACCUGACCUUGGACCCUGAUACAGCUCAUCCUGCCUUGAUGUUGUCUCCUGACCGCCGUGGUGUCCGCUUGGCAGAGCGGAGACAGGAGGUUGCCCACCAUCCCAAGCACUUCUCAGCUGACUACUGUGUACUGGGGGCCCAGGGCUUUCGUUCUGGCCGGCACUACUGGGAGGUAGAGGUGGGUGGGCGGCGGGGCUGGGCAGUAGGCGCUGCCCGUGAAUCAACUCAUCACAAAGAGAAGGUGGGCUCUGGGGGGCCCUCUGUGGGCAGUGGGGAUGCCAGCUCCUCUCGCCAUCACCAUCGCCGCCGCCGCCUCCACCUGCCCCAGCAGCCUCUUCUGCAGCGUGAAGUGUGGUGUGUGGGCAUCAAUGGCAAACGCUACCAGGCACUGAGUUCAACAGAGCAGACGCUGCUGAGCCCAAGUGAGAAACCACGGCGGUUUGGUGUAUACUUGGACUAUGAGGCUGGGCGCUUGGGAUUCUACAAUGCAGAGACUCUGGUUCACGUGCACACCUUCUCAGCUGCCUUCCUGGGCGAGCGUGUCUUCCCUUUCUUCCGGGUGCUCUCCAAGGGCACCCGCAUCAAGCUCUGUCCUUGA
This is a messenger RNA of Elephantulus edwardii (Cape elephant shrew), 1890 nucleotides long. It is a transcript of the gene TRIM41, whose product is annotated as tripartite motif containing 41. Lineage: Eukaryota; Metazoa; Chordata; Mammalia; Macroscelidea; Macroscelididae. Gene Ontology annotation, cellular component: nuclear body. The record is from RefSeq and is a predicted model, not a curated record. The transcript has 6 exons. Gene Ontology annotation, molecular function: zinc ion binding; protein binding. The coding region runs from base 1 to 1890 and encodes 629 amino acids.